AGUUGCAACCUUGACAGCAGGGUGGAUAGUGUUUUUUGCAGUCUUUAUUCCUGUACAUUUCCUGUUCGGAGAACAUAAUAAGUGGAGGCGUAAAAUAGAGAGGAAGUUGGUUGAGAUGAUGUGCAGCAUAUUUGUUGCUUCAUGGACGGGGGUUGUCAAGUAUCAUGGACCUCGUCCCAGCAUGCGCCCUCAGCAGGUAUUUGUUGCCAACCAUACUUCCAUGAUUGAUUUUAUCAUAUUAGAGCAGAUGACAGCAUUUGCUGUUAUCAUGCAAAAGCACCCAGGAUGGGUUGGAUUUAUUCAGAAGACUAUUUUGGAAGGCGUUGGUUGCAUUUGGUUCAACCGUACAGAGUCGAAGGAUCGUGAAAUUGUGGCAAGAAAGUUAAGAGAACAUAUUCAAGGAGCUGACAACAACCCGCUUCUGAUAUUUCCUGAAGGAACUUGUGUUAACAACCAUUACACUGUCAUGUUCAAAAAGGGUGCUUUUGAACUUGGUUGUACAGUUUGCCCGGUGGCAAUAAAGUACAACAAAAUUUUUGCGGAUGCCUUCUGGAACAGUAGGAAGCAAUCUUUUUCAAUGCAUUUGUUUCAUCUUAUGACAUCAUGGGCUGUUGUCUGUGAUGUUUGGUACUUGGAACCUCAGUGUAUAAGACCUGGAGAGACACCAAUUGAAUUUGCUGAAAGGGUUAGAGAUAUGAUUUCUGUUCGAGCUGGUCUCAGAAAGGUUCCGUGGGAUGGGUAUUUGAAAUACUUCCGCCCCAGCCCUAAGCUUACAGUGCAGAAGCAGCAGAUCUUUGCAGAGUCGGUCUUGCAGCGGUUGGAUGAAAAAUGAAAAGCCAUUGUGGAUUCAGCCUGAAUGUGCCCCACUACGUGCGCUGUUAGAUUGAUGCUUUCUUUGUUUGAAUUUUAUCUUUUGCCAUGACCAUUAUAUAUUGAUACGGAAGCUUUUGGAAAUGGCCAGCUUGCUCUUAUUGUAGGAAAUCAUAAAGGUGCUAGAAUGAUCUUUUGUAAAGUAACAGUGGUCUUUUUUUUCCCAAAGAAAGUAUUGUCGAACAGCUCAUAACCCUUGUUGUUUGUCUGAAGUGCAUUUUGGAGCUCAGUGGCAUUAGGCCAUAUUGAAAUCUGAAAUAUGGACACGAAUCCAAAAGUAUGUAUCACAUUUUGUAAAUGGUGGCGUUAUUCAGUUCCGGGAUUUUCAU
This is a messenger RNA of Elaeis guineensis (African oil palm), 1199 nucleotides long. Lineage: Eukaryota; Viridiplantae; Streptophyta; Magnoliopsida; Arecales; Arecaceae. The record is from RefSeq and is a predicted model, not a curated record.